CCCCCCCCCCCCCCCAUGACAUCAUCUGAGGUCAAUGUUAAUGUGGAGGAGGUGGUAGUCGUGACAACGCCGGAUGAAGCAGGGGAGGGCUCGGCUGCAGAGGUGGUGAAGACUGUGCUGGUGGCUACAGAGCUGACCCAGGCAGGGGAGGAACUUCCAGAUGGAAGCGUGGAGUCAGAAACCGACGCCACCAUCACUGUGACAAAGGAGGCAGUCCUAGUGAAGCUGUCAGAGGAGAUGGAUGUGGAAGCUGAUUUGGUGUACCCAAUCACUUGUGGGGACGUGAAGGGAACCCUGGUCUGGAAGAAGUUUGUUUGCCCUGGCAUCAACGUCAAAUGUGUCCAAUUCAAUGAGCAUCUCAUCAGUCCCAAGGAAUUUGUCUAUCUGGCUGGGAAAUCUACAUUGAAGGACUGGAAGAGAGCCAUUCGCGUGAACGGCACUAUGAUCAGGAAAAUCAUGGACUCAGGCGAGUUGGAUUUCUACCAGCACUCCAAGGUGUGCUCCAACACCUGCCGCAGUACUAAGAUUGACCUGGUGGGGACCAGAGUGUCACUCAGCAGCCAGCAGUCCACCGAAUAUGUUCCUGUCCCUCCUUCCUUAUCUGACGUGAACGGAUCACCGGCCACGUUUCCAACAGAGGUAUCAUCAGACGACACCACGGAAUGGGUCACGGCCAUAGGAGAGGAUUCUGUGACCUUCUGGAGGGGUCUGAAGGAGGCUGGGUUGCUGGAGGAAGUGGUGGAGGACUUCCAGAAGGAGAUUCAAAAGGUGCUAAAGGGAAUGCAGGAGCGCAUCACCGAGCCUCCCCUGCAGGUCAACGAUGCUGUGCUGCUGAACAAUAUAGUGCAGAACUUCGGCAUGCUCGACUUGGUUAAGAAGGUGCUAGCCAGUCACAAGAGCCAGAUGGACCGACAUAGGGAGCAGUAUUCACGCAGUCUUGUCGCUCUGGAGCAGCAGUGUGACGAGCACAGGAAACGUGCCAAGGAGUUAAAGAGCAAAUCCCAACACCUCAACAACGUCCUCAUGACCCUAACUCCCGUGGCCGUGCCGUCCACGCCCAAACGCCCACGCCUCACCCGCGCUGUCUCGGGCCCUGCCGUUAUGUCCAGUGCCCCCACCCAGAUCACCCUGCCCCUCACCCAGCUGGCAGGCCUGCCUGCCGGGUGCAAAGUGCUCUCGGUGGGGGGAGCCGGUGCCAGCCAGCAGAUCUACACGGUGCUGACCUCCCCCACGGGCGAGCUGGGGCCAGAUGCCUCCAAUUUGACGGUGCUCUCCACGGCCGCCGCCGUUCAGGAGGGCGCACCCGCCACCUCAGCCUUCGUCAAGAUGGUCAGCCCAGGCUACCAGCUGAUCACGCUGCCUGCCGCGUUGAGCACCCAGCUACAGAGCCUGGCUGGGGGCACGGCCCAGGGCACCACUACCAUGGUGGCAGUGCCUAUGGGUAACAACGCACUGCAGAGCACGGCGGCAGUGGUCACAGAGUUGGGGAGACGGGUGGAAGUUCAUGUGCAGGAGGGUGUGGCACCAGAGACUGAGGAGCAGGAGGCGAAGGAGACGGUGGAGAGUUAGAGAGAUGUACUCCUCCUAUAGUGUUAAACUCGUCAGGGACUUGAGGCCCUGUUUGUCCUCACUGGUUUGGAGGGCAAGUACUGGAACCAGUGCCUAGGUCUAGUGGUGUUGAACUAUGAAGGACCCAUAUCAGUAAAGAUUACUUCAAAUGUAUAACUACAUGCACUGCUCAUUUUACUCAAAGCACCUGUGUGUGUAUGUGUGUGUGUGUGUAGAGGUGAAAAUGUCUGAGCAGAAUUGAGUUUGGAAUUCAAAACAGUGUAUAUUUUUAUAACCAUGCAAGUAGAUGCCGACUCUGCUCAAAAGCCAUUUUCUUAGUUCUUCUCAGGUGUCCAUUUUCACUGGGGUGUGGGUGCCAUGUUCACAUUAUCUCUUUACAUUGUGCUAAAAAUGUAAAUUCUACAGUGCUCAUCUUUCAACAUCAGAAUGGUUUUCCAUUUCAACAGUUAAUAACUGUAUAUAACUUUUUGUUGAAUAUUACAAUGCAUUUUAUUAUAUUGUUCAUAUUUUUGAACAAAUGAGAAGUGAACAAACUGGUGGUUUUGUUGAACUUGUCAGUGUACUCUGUAAAUUUAAUUGUAUAAAUUCUUUAAUCUAGCCAUUACUGGAAAACUUUAAGUAUUUGGCAUUUCUUUUUAUUUCUAAACCAGUUGUUCAAUUCAUCAUGAAAUCAAUACUUUUAAUAGCUUUGUGUAACAUUUCUUCUGACCAGAGAAGGCGUUGAGUUGUGAAUUUCACCAGUCUUCUCAUUAACUUCAAUGACAUGGAUCAUGAAAGGGCAAAUCAAACGCAUACUAUAUACAUUUUACGGACGCAGUAUAUUAAAGCAAUAAGGCCCGAGGAGGAGUGGUAUAUGGCCAAUAUACCACAUCUAAGGGCUGUUCUUAAGCACAACAAAACGCGGAGUGCCUGGACACAGUCCUUAGCCGUAUAUUGGCCAUAUAUCACAAACCCUCGAGGUACCUUAUUGUAAUUUGAGCUGUAAAAAUAAAUGUUUUGUCAUACCCGUGGUAUACGGUUUGAUAUACCACGGCUGUCAACGAAUCAGCAUUCAGUGCUCGAACCACCCAGUUUAGAAUUUACAAUAGUUAUCUUUUGUUUAUUUUUAGUCCCAUCCUUCAGCUCCCCUCAACCCCUCCCAUCUAUCUCUGAAGACCAUCCAGUUGUGAUUUCUAUUUGCCAUGUUUUUCAACUUUGCUGUUUCACAAAAGUUCUGAACCUAAAUGCAUUUUAUGGACACACUAUAUUUUCAUUUGUUUUCAUGUUAUCCAGAUACUCAUCUUUGGCCAGUGACUGUCGACAGGUGCGUUGCACUUGGUUUUGGGUGCAUAGUGCACAGCAAAUUAAAUCGGAUGACAUCAACCGUGAAUAACUGUUCAAUGUUGAGUUUGAUUUGCCCUUUUUCGUGAUCCAUGUAAUUUAAGUUGAUGGGAACUUUAUGUUCAAACGUUUUGAUUGUAAUGCCAAUUUUAAGAAUCAAUCAGUGAACUUCAAAGACUACAACAGUUUAUUCAAUGUGAAUCAUUCUAGCUGACUCAUGAUUGUGAAUGCAAUGAAAGGUCCUAUUUUGCAAUGAGAGGCGCUCUCCAUGAUGCUGAAAUGCACCACGAGCCUAUGUGCAUUGGCACUCCACAAUGGUCAACGCUCCACGCUGUCCUCUUGGCAAUGUAGGCCUACUCUUGGGCUACUCGUCCACAAGAUGGUGCUAGUCCAAUUUCACUCAUCAGCAUUCCAUUUAGUUGGGUGAUUGAUUUUAAGAAAGGUAUUGUUGAACAUCAAUUAAAAAUGAAAACACCAAAGGUCCUCAUCAUCCUCUGUUCGCUAUGCUGCAGGUCUGUAGGCCAUAUUUCUGCUGAUGUUGGUGUUCUUCUCAUUUGUUGAAAUAUUCUAAAUAUUCUAUGUCUAAAAAUAAAAAAAAUAUCAAAUGAGAUUAGGGUCACAGGUCGUUGGCGGUGCCCAAAGAUGUGUGCGUAUUUGGUCACCUUUGGCACUACAAGGUGAAUGGCAAGAUGUCCAUUGGAUUACAUUUUGGGGGGCUUUUUUCUAUGGUAGCCAGUGGCGACCCGUCAUUCAGGACUUAGCAAAAAAAAUGUGUUGCCUGUUUUUGCAUGUUAUUUUGGCAUUAAUACUUGUCACACAUCCAGUUUGCAAACAAUGUAAAAAAUAAACAUUUAGUUAGUAAAGCUGCAUACUAA
Salvelinus fontinalis (brook trout) is the source of this 3764-nucleotide messenger RNA. Its product is annotated as glucocorticoid modulatory element-binding protein 2-like. Gene Ontology annotation, biological process: positive regulation of transcription by RNA polymerase II. Gene Ontology annotation, cellular component: nucleus. NCBI's taxonomy places the organism in Eukaryota, Metazoa, Chordata, Actinopteri, Salmoniformes, Salmonidae. Bases 16 to 1569 code for a protein of 517 amino acids. The record is from RefSeq and is a predicted model, not a curated record. The transcript is spliced from 9 exons. Gene Ontology annotation, molecular function: DNA-binding transcription activator activity, RNA polymerase II-specific; RNA polymerase II cis-regulatory region sequence-specific DNA binding.